GAGAGGGUGUGAGAGGACAGCGUCUCGGUCCCCGCUCCUCGCUGCUGUCUCUUUUCUUCCCCUUUCUGGUUCUCUCUCAAUCUCUCCUGCACAAUCUCGGUCCAGCUCUCCCUCUGUCUGGCUUCCUCUUCCUUCCCUCCUCCUUUGCUCGGUGAGCUUGAACUUCAGCUUGGGCAGGCGGUCCUAGCCUUCCGGGGGGCGGGCCCCCUCCCCCUUCCCUUCCCCCUCCCACUGGGGAAUCUUUCCCGGGGGGCGGGGAGGGGGAGCCGGGUGACUGGAGGUUGAAGGAAAUGAGACAACCUUUUCCUCCUGCAGACGCCGGUGUGUUCGGGGGGCCCGGCCGGGAGUCGGGGCCAGGAGGAGGAGGGGGAGGAAGGAGGACAAGAAGGUGGUCGCUGCAGAGCUGGGCCCUACUGGAGGCUCCGGAGGGCCAGGCUAAGGGAGACCCUGGAGGGGCUGCUCGUGGCGCGCCCUGCUCCCCCACACUUGGCUUCAGCCGCGAACCCCGAGACCGCCGCCUAGCCUGCUUUGUCCCGUCCUCUGCCGGGCUCCGCGGGGAGAGCAGCUAUCUGCUCGCGGAGCCCGCCCGCCGCUAGCCCGGACCCCCGAGAGUUAGGAGAUCCCGAGACACAGGGCAGUCAUCGGCUCCCGGGGCUCCCCGCUUGAGGGAGCCGUGACCAGGGCGGCCAGGGCCCGAGGCACCACAGCAGGAUAGUCUCUCCAGGCCUCUCCCUUCUGACUGACCUGAGCUCCUGGGCAGCCCCAUGGCUUGGCUGGCAUCAUCCAUGAGGGAGAAACAUAUUCUGCCGCUUCCUCAUCCCUGACACAGGACACCUGCCCAGCAGCAGACAGUGGGCCUGAGAGAAUAAGGGCACCAGCAGAUGCCCUCCUGUCUGAGACUUCAGGGGCUGGUCUGACCAGCCUUUGGCCCGGCAUGGAGCCCAGUGUCCCGGGUGCUGGGCAGAUGGCCUUCCUCAGCAACCUCCUGGCAGCUUAUUCCUUCAUCACCGAGCACCCCGAACGAGCUGCCCUGUGCUUCGUGUCCGGCGUGUGCGUGGGGCUGUUGCUCACGCUGGCCGCCCUGGUGGUGACAAUCUCCUGCCGAGCUGACUGCCAGCAGCCCCACGGAAAGAAGGGCCUGGUUGGGCGCCGGAGCCGCAGCAGCGACCUCAGCGACAGCGACAGCGCCAGUGACAGUGAGGAGGACAGCGGCAGCGGCUGCUCGGGCUCCUCGGACGGGUCCACGCGUAGGCCCUGGCUCUUUGAGCGCCCACCCCACAGGAACGUAUUCACGUCCGCCGAGGAGCUGGAGCGGGCGCAGCGGCUGGAGGAGAGAGAGCGCAUUAUCCGCGAGAUCUGGCUGAACGGGCAGCCCGACGGACCAGCCCUGGCCCCCGCCCCGGCCACCCGCAGCCUGAACCGCUACUACUGAGGGCAGGGCCCGGAUGGGGCCACGGGAAGAGGGGCAAGAGUGUGAGGAGGGGGCAGCGCAUCAUCGUCGAGAUCCGGCUGAACUAGCAGGCCGGCUGCGCGGCCCCAGCCCCAGCCACUCACAGCACAAACCGCUACUAUUGAGGGGCGGAGUGGGGCCCGAAAGGGGCUGGUAUGCCCCAGGGACUCAGCCUGAACCUUGGCCUUGGUCCCAGGCCCUAGCCUGGACCGAGCCUGUGUCCCCUGACAGCUACCAACCACCCUGCAGUGCAGGGACUUCCUGUCUUGUCAGUCAGUCGCCUUCUACCCUCCUGGAAGCAGUGAGCACAGGGUCCCUGCCCAAAGCACCCCCCUCCCCUGGGCCACACCCUAGGCAGAGGGGCUGGAGAAAGGGCUGAUCGUCAGCCCCUUUCUCUUCUUUUUCCUACUCCUCCUACUUCCCCUAAUUUCAGGGUAAGUUCGGUUAGGUGGGGUGAAGGGCCCUGGCUCAGGUCUCACAUCCCCUCCCUGCUCCAGCCAGUGCUCUGCUCUCUGUAGGCAGGGUGAUGGGCAACCAUCUAAGGUAGACGUCACCCAGCCCUCCGUCCCUGGAAUUCCUCGCAAUGAAAGGCCUGCCCCGGUUAGAGAAGACUGCUCGAGAGCUUCCUACUGAGGAGCCCCUGGGACUCUGGAGUCGGGUAGCUUCAGGGCUCUCCUCAGGGACUGCCCUCUGUUAGGUUGAUGGGUGGGCUCGGAGCGUGGAGAAUGGUGCAGUGAACCCCCUCAGGAAGGCUUCUUUCUCAGGACCCAGAGAUGUGCCCCCCCACCCCAAUCUCGGUGUUCCCUCAGCUCUGUGACUUUGGCCAAAGGUAUGGAGACCUCGGGUCGGGGCAUGUUUCUCACUUCUCCUGAAGGGGCUGAAUGGUCACUAAGUGAUGAGCUCAGAGCAAGUUUCAGUUUUGGUCUAAAUGUAAGAUGGUGAGUGUAUGAGUGUGUGAGUGUGUUCACGUGUGUGUAUGAGUGCCUGCGUGUGCGUGCAUGUGUGUGUGAGUGCAUGCGUGAGUGUGAGCGUGUUUGCAUGUGUGUGCACAUGCAUGCAAACGUGUAUCCCUGGGGGGGUGUGCGUGAUUGCAUGUGUGCGUACAUGCAUAUGUUCGUGUGUGUGCGCGCGCGUGUGUGUGACAGACGGACGAGGGAGAGACCCAUCUGUGAAUACAAACAUCUGAGGAUGCCCCGGGUCAGUCCGUCAGCCUCUGUGCCUUGGUCCUGGUCAGACAAUGGUCUUCUCAUGAAUAUAAAUGCACAUUGUUUUAUAUAUUUUAUUAAAAAAAAAGAAUCAGCCAAGAAAAGCUUUGUUUUUAUCUGAACGAUAUGAGCGCUGUGGGCUGGAAGCAGUGAUCUGAUCUCUUUUUCCUGUCCCUUCAUGUGCGUACCCCCUUCACCAAGGGGUUUAGAGGAGAACC
This is a messenger RNA of Trichosurus vulpecula (common brushtail), 2873 nucleotides long. It is a transcript of the gene EVA1A, whose product is annotated as eva-1 homolog A, regulator of programmed cell death. The transcript has 4 exons. NCBI's taxonomy places the organism in Eukaryota, Metazoa, Chordata, Mammalia, Diprotodontia, Phalangeridae. The coding region runs from base 935 to 1432 and encodes 165 amino acids. The record is from RefSeq and is a predicted model, not a curated record.